Molecule: messenger RNA, 1532 nt
Organism: Galendromus occidentalis (western predatory mite)
Lineage: Eukaryota; Metazoa; Arthropoda; Arachnida; Mesostigmata; Phytoseiidae
Product: phospholipase ABHD3
Exons: 2
Coding region: 170-1390 (406 amino acids)
Biological process (GO): medium-chain fatty acid biosynthetic process; medium-chain fatty acid catabolic process
Molecular function (GO): monoacylglycerol lipase activity; acetylesterase activity
Source: RefSeq, a predicted model, not a curated record
CCAAGGAGCCAACUGCGCGUGUACCCUCCGAGGUUACGGAGACCGUUCUGUCACCACGAUCUGCCUGCUUCGAGGGUGGACGACGUGACGCGAAGCGUGAUCUGCACCGGCAGAAUCACAGGACUCGUCUGGUGUGAGUGACCGCAUCUCUCGGUGACGGCGGUGAGCCAUGGCCGACGAUUAUACGACCAACACGCUCUCGGGAUGGAUACUCGAGUCUACAACGUUUUUCUACCAAUCCAAUCCCCGAAUCGCCUUCAUCAUGAGCAUGGGAAUCGCCUUCCUAUAUUACUACCUCACUUCGGUCGCCAAGAAACCGGAAUUCUACUGUAAGCCGGGGAAGUUCCGGCAAGUCCUUGAAACGAUGGUUCCAAUACUGAACGAGAAGUUCUAUCCGACGCCGUGGUGCUUCGGAACGCACAGUCAGACAGCGCUUUCGAAUUUCAUCCGGGGCCUUCUACCCAACAUCAAGUACCAGAGAGACUUGUUGGAAACACCGGACGGCGGCGUGCUGGCACUAGACUGGCUCCCGUCGGACUUGCCUCAAGACGCGCCAAUCGCUUUUUUCAUGGCCGGUCUGACCGGUCAUUCUCAGACGGAAUACAUCAAGUCAAUUAUACCCUCGGCGGCCAAACAUGGCUGUCGAGUUGCGGUGCUGAAUAACCGCGGCCGAGGAGGUGUCGAUUUGAAGACUCCCAGAACAUACUGCGCUGUCAGUCAUGACGACAUGGAUCUCGCUCUGACUCACAUCAAGAACCGAUAUCCUAAUUCGAUGAUUGUUGCGUGUGGAAUUUCGCUCGGGGGUGUGAUUCUCGGACAGUACCUGUGCCGUUCGCGCGAAAACGCGCUGUGCGACGCCGCUAUUCUGGUUUCAUCGGUUUUCAACAUCAGCGAAGCUGUCUACUCGAUGGAGUUGCCGGGUUUGAACAGACUCCUGAACCGACACCUCGCUCACACGCUCUGGUUGACUGUGGAGCCCCACAAGGAUAAGUUCAAAGAGUUUCAAGAGAAAUGUGAUCUCGAGGAAGUGAAGAAAUCCACAACAAUAAAAGAGUUUGACGAGAGGUUCACGUCGAAGAUGUUUGGAUUCCAAUCCGUGGACCACUAUUACGACGAAGCGAAGCUCAUAAACAAAAUCCACAAUAUCAAAGUGCCUACGCUGUGUUUCUGUGCCGCGGACGACAUGUUCCAACCGCACAACGCACUGCCAUUGCAGAUUCCAGAGGAAAACGAAAACCUCGCUUUCCUCGUCACGGCCCGAGGUGGACACAUCGGCUUCAUGGAAGGAGUUCUUCCUUUCCCUCCAUUCUUUUCGGAACGGCUAUACGAGCAAUAUCUGCUUGCGAUGAUCCACAGCAUUCGCGACGGCGUCUUCAAGAAGAUACUCUAGAUAUGGGUUCCAGGGCGAACUAUUGAUUCUAGUCAAUAAUUGCAAGUCGAUGAAGCCUAAGCAACAACGAUCAUAGUUCAAAGUUGUCGUGCUGUCGUUGAGUGAAAGCUGAUAUUGGCUUGUCCAAUGGAUUCGCCGCGAG